This is a messenger RNA of Anopheles gambiae (African malaria mosquito), 739 nucleotides long. RefSeq lists its product as uncharacterized. The record is from RefSeq and is a predicted model, not a curated record. The coding region runs from base 140 to 478 and encodes 112 amino acids. NCBI's taxonomy places the organism in Eukaryota, Metazoa, Arthropoda, Insecta, Diptera, Culicidae. The transcript has 3 exons.
AGCGAACAGAGCCAUACAUAUAUAAGAACCCGACCCGUUUUCUAGUCGACAGUUUAGUGUGAGCUUCCAGUUACAUUCAUUCGACACAACGUCUGUCUUUUGUGCUACAGCAAAGCAAACCCUGCACCUAAUUUCCAACAUGAACCGCAUCAUCAUCGCCCUGACUGCCGUGCUUGCGUGCGCCUCGGCCCAAGUCUUCCUGAACCAACCAAUCCCGCUCGCGCUGCACCAACCGGCUCCCGUGCGAGAGGCUUCCCUCGCUCAUCCAGCGGUGGUAGAAAAUGCCCUGCACGAGGCGCAAUAUCCGGAUCAGUUCCGCAACAACUUCUACAAGAACCCGCAUAUUGCCGACGCACUAGCCAAGCAGUCGUGGUUCGGAGAUAAGGAGAUGCCUGUCUUCGAGCGUGAAGCCGACAAGAUUCCGCGUGACCGCAUCGUGAAGAUUUUCAAGAAUGCCGGAUUUGUGCGACGCCGCUAAAGCACACGCACACACACACAGAAACUACUCGGAUGACGGAGAUGUCAGUGAUCAGUUCAAUGAUCAGUGCACCAGACCACCUCAUCCAAAGGGACACCAAUAUAUGCUCAACUUGCCUACUUUCUGCGUGUUCCGGAAAAAUGCUAUUUUCCGGUUGAAUGCUUGUGAUGUUUGUGUCUAUGUUCAUAUGUAAAUAGUCGUUAAUUUAUUGUGCCAAUAAACUAUUUAUUCUGAUUUAAAUCAAAUCAGUGGAAUUAUCAA